AUGAAUUAACAAUUAGAUGACUCAAAAGAAAGUGUUUAAUCAUAAUCAAUGGAGAGAUAUCUACAAGCAGAAUCUGUAGGUAAUUCUCUCUCACCUUAGAGAUUGGUAUAAACAUCAAGGAAUCCUCAAGUUGGAGCAUCUAUAUUAAAAUUAUAGAAUGGAAAAUAUAGCAACUAAUCAAAUGUAUUCAAAGAUGCACUCAAUAAAAAAAAGACUGAAUUGCAUAAGAAAUCAUAAAAACCAAUUGUUGAAGCUCCUAAAUAUGAAAUUACAAUUAAGUAAAAAUAACCUAAAUGUAUUUAUAAUUAUUAUUUUUAGAAAUGGAUAAAGUACAUUAAAAUAUUAAAAAUGUUUAAAUAAAAGCAGAAGAAGUUAAAAAAAAGAGAGAAGAAGAAAAACAAAAAGAAGAAAAAAUGAAAUAGAGUAAAAUUGAACAUUCAUAAGAGGAUCUUAAUGAAGGUAAUUAUAACACUUAUAAUUUUUAGUAUUUUAAGAAACAGUAAACAGAUUAUAUAAUUAUGAAAAAUAAAGAUUAAAAUAAUUGAAUAAAAUGGUUGAAGAAGAGAAAAAUAAAGAUAAAUUAAUUAUGAGUGCAAGACCUAUGAUAAAUGAAAAAAGUUGUAAAUUAUUAGAAAGAAAACUAAAAUAACUUGUAAAUGAAGAAGAAGAUUAUAAAAUGAUAUAUUAGUUUAAAGAUGUAGAUGUAUAAGUUGAUUUAUUACCUAAUUUACCAAAACUUAAAGAUUAUUUAUCUAUUAAGUAUAAUCAAAUAUUUAUUAAUAGUGCUAAGAAGACAUAAAAUAUUGAAUAGGAAAUACAAAUCAUUAAAGAAGAGAAUAUUAUGGAACCAGUAGAUCCUGCAGAGGAUGUUUAAUAUCAAUAAGGUUAAUGUCAUGCAAUUGUACAAACUAAUGAAAUUAAAUUUAAAAUUGGUGAUACUAUUAAAAAAUAACAAUAAUAAUAAUAACAAUAAUAAUAAUAAUAAUAAACAACAUAAUUUAUAACUCAGGAUACUCCUAAUAAAAAAGUAUAAAAUUAAAGACAAAAACGUUUGGAUUUUAUGGAAACUUAAGGACAAAGAGUUAAAACUGAAUGUUAAUAUUAUGUACCAUUACAUAUUCGUUAAUAAAACGUCAUUAAAAAAAAAGAAGAUUGGGUGAAAUCUUAGAAUGAAUUAAAAAAAUAACAGGAAGAGGAAUCCAUUAGAAUAGAAUAAGAAUAAUGGGAAAAGGAGAAAUAGAAGUGGUCUAAAAAGAAGGAUCACAAUAAAUCUAUGUAAUAGGAAAUUAAUGUUGAAGAAUUUGCUAAUUCUUAAAUUCAUUGGUUAGAAAAAAGAAAUGAACACAUUUUAACUGAAUAAAUGAAAAAGGAUAAGGAUAUGCAAUCUUCAUUAACAUUUAGACCAUAAAUCUAAAAAAGAAAUAUAGAAAAUUAUAAUUCUAUCAAAGUAGAAGAUAGAUUACUUGAGUAUCAAUAAAAAAAAUAAGAAAAUCUACAUAAAUUAGAGAAUAAAUAUUUACCUACUUUUUAACCAAAUCUAAAAUAAAAAACUGUAUCUAUAUUAUUUAAUUAUUUUAUAGAUGUUUACUAUGGAUUGGGCAUCAAAAAGCUUCAAUAAUACUUCUAUGAAUAAAUUAUGGUAAUGA
Messenger RNA from Paramecium pentaurelia, 1646 nucleotides. Lineage: Eukaryota; Ciliophora; Oligohymenophorea; Peniculida; Parameciidae. The record is from the annotation of a GenBank genome assembly.